AGGCCAGCGUCGAGAGAUUACUCGAUGCCGGCCACGAUCCCAGUCUUGUCAACGCCAACGGUGAGACGUGCCUGCACGGCUUGAGCCGUGCGAUAUGCGGCGCCGGCGAAAUGGCGGAAUUGCUGUGCCGAGACGGAACGUUGCCGAUCGACGCGCGCAACAAUCAGGGCCGGACCGCGCUGCACUUGGCUCUGGCCAACAACAAGACUCGGCUGGGCGAUUUUCUGCUGAGGCGAGGCGCCGACCCGAACGCGCUCGAUCACGAGGGCCGCACACCUCUGCACGCGAUGUUCGAAAAGUUCAAUCGGGUCGAAAUAAUGAGGAUGUUCUUCAAGGUCAAUGACGAGAUGCAGAGGGAGGUCCUGAUCGAUGUCCAGGACGACAAGGGCGUUACCCCGCUGCAAGUGGCUCUUACAAAGAACUUCCAGGCCGCGGUAAAAUUACUGCUCAAACGAGGAGCAGAUCCGAACGUGGCCAAUGAAAAAGGAUUGACUCCUCUGCACAUCAUUUGCCAGGGAAAACCCAUUACUUAUGAAGGUUCAACCGACGUUGAGCCUUACAAGGGGGAUAAAUUCUUCAGGCUCAUCUACGGAAGCCGGCAUCACAUCGUACGGACGGUCGAUGCUCAGGACGAGUCGGGCAACACGCCGCUACACUACGCUGUAAAGAUAAGCGGCGACAGAGUUCUGAUAAGGCUGCUGCUGAAAAGCGGCGGCGCGAACUUGAACGCGACCAACGCCGAGGGACUCACACCCGUGGAGACCAUCUACGGGAAUCACAGCCAAGACGGCCUGGUGGAUAUGCUCUACAAGAUGAGCUGCGAGUUCAAGCAGCCGCUGCGCAUGCGGCUGGACGCGCCUUACGACGGGACUCGCUCGCUGCUGCAGUGGGCCGUGGCGAGUCUCCGGCCUAAGCUCGUCGACGUUUAUUUGCGCAGCACCAGCGAUCCGGCGAGCUUCAAAUUUCCCAGCGUCCAGGACUUCGACGAGCUGUACGUUAACACGCACGUACUUCAAGAGCGAAUGACUCGCGAGCAGGAGCGCAGUCCGCGUCUUCGGAAAGAAUUCGAGCACCAAAAGAACGCGCACAGAUUGGCUGUGAUAUUGGACGCCACGAGCAUCGUGCGACGUCUGCAGCACAAGGGAUACGAGCUGAAGCGGUCCGACGCCUUGACCCUCAUGAAGGUGUUCCACAAGCUCGGAUUCGCCUUCGGCGACCCGGUGGAAUCGUUCAACCAGGACAAAUUCACCGACAGCUCGAAGCGCAUAAUGAUCGGUAAAUCGGUGUCGCUGCACGACUUCAUGCACCUGCCGCUCGAGAGGACGUUCAAGCUGGUUACCUUCGGCCAGCUGGCGAUUGCGCAAAAACGAGUGUUGAAGGCUUUGGCCGACGACGAUGCUCGAGACGCAGUUCGGCGCAAGAUGACCUCGACGCUGCUGAGGCAGUUCACCCGAGCCUGGGCCUGGCAUUCUUUCCCGCAGCCAUUGCCGGAUCUCUGCUUGAACAUGGUCUUCGAGCAUCUGUCGAGCAAAGAUUUUUGGAGUAUGACGGCCUCGGCCGAGCUCCGCGAAGCUGCUGCUCGCGACGAUGCGCGAAACCGAAAACGAAAACGAUCGUGA
Messenger RNA from Trichogramma pretiosum, 1619 nucleotides. Its product is annotated as serine/threonine-protein phosphatase 6 regulatory ankyrin repeat subunit A-like. Gene Ontology annotation, molecular function: protein binding. The record is from RefSeq and is a predicted model, not a curated record. Lineage: Eukaryota; Metazoa; Arthropoda; Insecta; Hymenoptera; Trichogrammatidae. The transcript has a single exon. The coding region runs from base 111 to 1619 and encodes 502 amino acids.